Molecule: messenger RNA, 387 nt
Organism: Zalophus californianus (California sea lion)
Lineage: Eukaryota; Metazoa; Chordata; Mammalia; Carnivora; Otariidae
Product: macrophage migration inhibitory factor-like
Exons: 2
Coding region: 1-387 (128 amino acids)
Molecular function (GO): cytokine activity; phenylpyruvate tautomerase activity
Source: RefSeq, a predicted model, not a curated record
AUGCCGAUGUUCGUGGUGAACACCAACGUCCCCCGCGCCCCCGUGCCAGAUGGGCUCCUUUCCAAGUUCACUCAGCAGCUGGCGCAGGCCACCGGCAAGCCGGCCCACUACAUCGCGGUGCACGUGGUCCCAGACCAGCUCAUGGCCUUCGGCGGCUCAAGUGAGCCGUGCGUGCUCUGCAGUCUGCACUGCGUGCUCUGCAGUCUGCACAGCAUCGGCAAGAUCGGAGGCGCGCAGAACCGCUCCUACAGCAAACUGCUGUGCGGCCUACCGGCCGAGUGCCUGCGCGUCAGCCCAGAUAGGAGAGCGGGGCCGCGGGGGAUCUACAUCAACUACUACGACAUGAACACGGCCAACGUGGGCUGGAACAGCUCCACCAUCGCGUGA